Molecule: messenger RNA, 2565 nt
Organism: Drosophila ficusphila
Lineage: Eukaryota; Metazoa; Arthropoda; Insecta; Diptera; Drosophilidae
Exons: 5
Coding region: 389-2293 (634 amino acids)
Biological process (GO): monocarboxylic acid transport; transmembrane transport
Molecular function (GO): monocarboxylic acid transmembrane transporter activity
Source: RefSeq, a predicted model, not a curated record
GCGCUGGUGAACGUAACGGAAAAGUCGUCGCCUGUUGAAUAUAUACAAAUAUUCUAUUUACUUGAUUCGUCGUCUCGUUUUCAUUUCGUUGCCUUUUUUUUUUGUUUGUUUUUGUUAUUGUUUUGUUUUUCAACUUUACUAGCGAUGUGAAGUAGCAUAACAACAAAAAGACAGAAGAAGGAAAAACCAUCUACAAAAAAUAAAACGUACGGCCCAAAUACAUGAAUAUAUAAAAUAGAUAGUUCCAACCACUUGUGAACAGCAUUUGUUCCAGUAAUGCACCAACCGGCCAAAAGUCCGCAGCGCUAAACUAACCCAAGCCCCAAUCCCCAAUCCCUCACAUCCAAAGAACCCAAUCGAAGACGCCAAAGCGCACCACAGUUCCAAGAUGACCGAUAAUGGGAACCAUCACAAUAACAACAAUAGCAACAACAACAAUAACAACGAUGAGGCAUCCAGACUGAGAUUACCCGAGGAGCAGGCGGUCCAACUACUCCCCAAGAAUGGAUCCACGGGACAAGCCAAGAUAGCACCUCCCCUUCAUGUGCAAACCCAUUCCAGUGCUCUUACUCCAUCCCAAACGAAAUCCCAGCCACAGAUCCCAGCGAAAGGAUCAUCGCAUCCUGCGAAAAAGAAGCGGGACAAGAGCGAUCUGGGUGAAGAUUUUGUGGCGCCCGAUGGUGGAUGGGGUUGGCUGGUUGCAGUCGCCAGUGGAGUUAAUAUUCUGGUAACGUUCGCCUUGGCCCAGCAGUUCGGUAUCCUGUUCAACGACAGGAUGGCUAGCCUUGGGAUCUCCAGCUCCGAACUGACCACCAUCAUCAACACACAGAUCGCUGUGUCCGCAUUUACGGGUCUGCUGAACGGUCCGCUGUUCCGACGCUACACGUACCGAGUGGUGGCUUUGGUAGGAUCGGUGUUGACCUUCCUGGGCCUCUUCUGGAUGAUCUUCGCAGACACCUUCGCCAUCUACAUACUGAGCUUCUCGAUCCUUUACGGAUUCGGACGAGGACUGACGGUAUCCGCUUCCUCGCUGGCGGUCAACACGUACUUCAAGGUGAAACGCCGCACGGCGACCGCCUUCCAGUUCGGAGUGGCUGGACUGGGACCGAUUGUGUGCCCCUACUUCGCCACCUACAUGCUGGCCGAGUUCGGAGUUCAGGGAACCACAGCGCUCUUCGCCGGCGCCUCACUGCACACGAUCGCCUGUUCGCUAAUUUACCAACCGGUCAAGUGGCACGUGGUUAAGCGGGAUCGCGAUGCGGAGGCACUGCAGCAGGUGCAACCGUUGGCGGAACGCGAGGAUCAGGAUGAGGAUAUCAUCAAGCACGUUGUGGAGCCGGAUACCCCGGUGCUUCCUCGGGCCAAUGAUGGUUGGUUCGGUUCGCGGGCAUCGCUGAAUAGCGCCGGCACUCGGAAUCGCCUGAAUACCUGGGAGAAGUCCGAUGGCAAUGGCCACGUGGAGUUGAAGAGGCUGAGCAGCAGGGACUCAAAUCCUGGGCGGCAGAUUCGCAGCAUUUCCGUGAGCCACAGCAUCAAGGAGGAGGAGGCCUUGGCCUAUAACUCAGAUAGUGAAGAGUACCACCACACCACCGAGUUGACCGAAAAGGAGAAGCAGGAACUGGAGGACGAAGCGGAACGUCAGCGCCGCAAGAAGCUGCCUUUCUACAUGAAGAUCGUGAUCUUUUUCGACAUGGAUCUCUUGAGGGACAUCACCUAUGUGAAUUUGGCCAUGGGCAUCACGCUGAUUAACUUUGUGGAAAUCAACUUUGCCAUCCUCACACCCUUUAUCCUAAAGGAUCUGGGCUUCAACAAGGAUCAGAUCGCCCUGGCCAUGUCCACGCUGGGAUUCUUUGAUCUGGUUGUGCGCUUCCUCAUCCCGUUGAUCACGGCGAAGAUCAGCCUGAGCAACCGGACCUUCUUUGUGUUGGGAAUCAUGGGCAUGUGCGUUGGCCGCAUGUUCCUCUCGAUGACAACCAACUUCUACGCUUUGAUGGGCAUCUUCCUCUGGCUGGGCCUGAACAAGGCCUUCCGCACGGUCUUCUGGUCCCUGAUCAUUCCCAGCUAUGUGCCGCUAAAGAGAUUGCCUGCAGCCGCCGGGUUGCAGCUGCUCAUGUCCGGCACCUUUUCGAUGAUCUUCGGACCUCUGAUCGGCCUCAUCAGGGAUCACACCAGCUACUCGGUGGUCCUCAACCUGCUGAAUGCCCUUUGCGUGAUGGCCUUUGCGGGCUGGUACCUAGAAGACUUCAUCCGUGCCCGCACCCGAAAAUCACCGCCCGUCAAGACCGCCGACUGAUUUCAGUUGCAUUCAGUUACCACCUCCUCCCAAUUCAGUCGUACUCAGUGCCAGCAAUUCCAAGACCAACUCCGUUCCCCAAUCCAUCCUAACUUUAGCAAAAUGUUAUUCUUGUUAUCGCAUUUGCCCAGUGCUUUUUUUUUUAAUCCGUAUGUUUAUGUAAACUAUAUUCUGCGUGUACAUUGUGUAUAUACUAUUCGAGUGUAGCUAAUUAAUUGUAUUAAAUAUCGAUAAUUGUUAAUUAAUAUGCAUAAGCUGCCAAAAACUUAAAA